This is a messenger RNA of Peniophora sp. CBMAI 1063, 891 nucleotides long. The record is from the annotation of a GenBank genome assembly. NCBI's taxonomy places the organism in Eukaryota, Fungi, Basidiomycota, Agaricomycetes, Russulales, Peniophoraceae.
AUGCCCGCUUCCACCGUCACCAAGCUCAACACCGGCGCUGAGAUGCCGACUCUCGGUCUCGGUACCUGGAAGUCCGAGCCCGGACAGGUCGAGAAGGCCGUCGAGGUCGCUCUCAAGAACGGCUACAAGCACGUCGACACGGCCACUGCUUACGGCAACGAGGCCGAGGUCGGCCGCGGUAUCAAGGACUCUGGCGUUCCUCGCGAGUCGUUCUUCCUGACCACCAAGCUCAACAACAACGACCACGCCAAGGUUGAGGAGGCUCUCGAGUACUCGCUCAAGCAGCUCGACACGCCCUACAUCGAUCUCUGGCUCAUGCACUGGCCCGCGCCCAUGAACCAGGAGCUCAGCGGCCCCGACCGCUCGAUCAACUGGAUCGACACCUGGAAGAAGAUGGAGGAGGUUUACAAGAAGUACCCGGAGAAGGUCAAGGCGAUCGGUGUCUCCAACGUUUCCGUUCCCUUCCUCGAGGAGCUUCUUAAGGUUGCAACCGUCGUACCUGCAGUGAACCAGAUCGAGCGUCACCCAUCCUGCCUCCAAAAUGACGUCCUUGCCGCCUGCGCCGAGAAGGGUAUCGUUAUCACCGCGUACUCUCCGCUCGGUUCGGACAACUCGCCUCUGCUCAAGAACGACGUUGUACUUUCCCUUGCUGAGAAGUACAAGGUCUCGCCCGCCAACAUCCUUGUCUCCUUCCACGCCAACACGCCCAACGUCAACGUUCUCUCCAAGUCCGUCACGCCACAGCGCAUCAUCGACAACAAGAAGAUCAUCGACCUGACUGACGAAGAUCUCGCUGCCCUCUCCGCGAUCGACAAGACCGCGCACUUCCGCGUCUGCUCGCCAACCUGGACUGGCUGGGGCUCCCUCGGCUUCGCCGAUGUCAAGGAGUAG